UUAACCAAUAUAUUAAUAUCAAGUGCCCCCAUUCUCUAUUCAGUUAGGGCAUCUUACACACCCUCUCGGUUAUGGCGUACUAAGGGAUUGCCAACCGGCCUAAACUUAAGAUGGAUACCGCCGGAGUUGCGAGGAGGAAGAGGCCAUUCAGCUCACGUCCUUUUUAUACCACAGUUCUCCUCAUCACCCUUAUCACCACAUAUUCCAUAUUCGUCAGAGGACCGACGGUAUCAUCAAAAGAAUCGCCACCUCUAUCUUCGCGAUCCGGUGAAGACUGCCGGUUGGUACACACCGCUCAUGACAAAUGCGCCUUUGUAAAGCGCAAUUGUCACGAUGAUGAAGCAGGCCUUUUGGAGUAUCUCUCGUUUUAUUAUUGCGGCCUCGGAAAAGCACAACCCGUCGCCUUUGUCAUAUUGGUCCUCUGGUUAGGCCUUCUAUUUACCACCAUCGGCAUAGCUGCAAGUGACUUUUUCAGUGUCAAUCUCAGUACGAUUGCCACAAUUCUUGGCUUAAGUGAGAGCUUGGCUGGUGUCACUUUCUUGGCAUUCGGCAAUGGAUCUCCGGAUGUGUUCAGCACCUUUGCUGCCAUGAGCUCCAAUAGUGGGAGUAUGGCCGUUGGUGAAUUGAUCGGCGCCGCCGGAUUUAUAACUUCUGUUGUAGCUGGGUCUAUGGCUCUAGUACGCGAGUUCAAAGUUGGUAGAAAGACGUUUGUGCGAGAUAUAUGCUUUUUCAUUAUAGCUGUUAGCUUUGCGAUGGGCUUCUUGGCUGAUGGGAAGAUUCACAUAUGGGAGUGCGGUGUCAUGAUCGCUUUCUACAUUUUCUACGUAAUCGUGGUCGUUAGCUGGCACGCGGUUUCUAAGAGGAGAAAGGCAAGACGAGCGAAAGAGGCCUUAUCUCGUGGGCACUUUCAUGCAUCCACGAAUGAACACAGCGAUGAUGCGUUGGAGCCUUAUAGAGAUGACCCAGAUGAAGACAUUCCGCCGGCGGAACGUCGCAUCUCAAGGUGGAGCGGGUCUAGUGCUCUUGAUGUUGGGACGCUCGAGCGAACUCCUAGGAUUGAAAUUGGCGGCCCCGACGACGACGAGGACAGUGACCACAGCCAGCACGUUGCUGCGGAAAUGGCAAGCAGCAUGCGAGUAAAUCGUCCGCGUGGAAGGAGAAGCAACACGACGACAAUUACUCCCAUCCGACCCAGUUUGGUCGGUGCGCUUGAGUUCAGAUCUGUUCUGUCCUCGUUGCAGCAUGAGGGGAACGUCCGUAUGCGGCCAUUACACGGCCGAAGCUCUUCUGCCGACCUUCUGCAAGGCGGACGUGUCGUUCGAGCAAAUAAGAGCAUACAGACAAUACAGGAUGUCAAAGAUGCCGCCGUUGCGAACAGGAAUCGUGCGCGGUCAUCGGGGGCUAUCCCGAUUGUUGUAGAUGCUGACCUUGCACCUCGAGAGCCGUCGGAAGGUGAAGAAAGUAGGGGUAGGACCCCCAGUCCACACACGAUCGGAGGGAAGUUGGCACCUCCGCCAUCCGACCAAUUCGGCAGCCAUCAUGCAGGCACAUCCUCUGCAGAAAACUUGGCGCCGAAACAACCACCCCAGUUGAGUCGCCUCCGCAUUCCUUCUCCCCAUAGUGGACAAGAUAGCGAGAGAUCCUCGCCAUCGUUAUCGCCAUUCCCCGCUUUUACAGAGUCGCCUCUGGUGAUGGUGGAGGAUUCUCAAAAUCUCCCUCACCUAAUGCUACCACCUUCUGUUGAGGAGCGAAGCGCUUCUUUUCCCGACUUAACGGUCGGGCGUGAAAACCCGAAACCUGUUAGAUGGUGGCCUUACCAAUUAUUACCCCCACCGCAGACUAUAUUCUAUACUUUAUUUCCUACCUUACAAAAUUGGCGGACGAAGAAUAUAUGGGAUAAAUUCGUCAGCAUAAUCUCGGUGCCUAGCAUUUUCUUGCUAGUUAUUACAUUACCUGUGGUCGAAACCGAAUCACCAGAUGACUCUUCAGAUGAUAGCGUUGUAGAACAAUUGGGAUCAGGUCACCUGGGUGAUACGGCAGCACCGCCGGUAUCUACCGAACAAGGAGUUUCUAUCCAGCCUGAAACAGAAUGGCAGCGGUAUAGACGGCGUACGAAAUCUAGGACAUCCAGUCGCAGUCAUUCGCCAAGCGUCAUUUCCGUAACCAUCUCUAAUGCUGCGCAAGAGUCAGACCAGACUCAGGCGCCACCAACCCUCACCGCUUCAGAAAUACAAAUAUCAAAACCUGCUUCUGAACUAGGACAAGAAUCAACCCUGGGUGAUGAGGAACAAGGAUGGAACCGCUGGUUGCUGAUCCUCCAGGUUUUUACCGGUCCCUUAUUCUGUGUGUUCAUUGUCUGGGCAAAUAUGGCCGAGGAACUUGACCAACCCGUCACAAUCCUCGUUAAGGCCAUGUUAAUUGCAUUGGCUUGCUCUGUAGUUCUAUUCGGCAUUAUACUCCUGGCCACAUCGCCCGAUCACCGACCUAAGUAUCAUUUCUUAUUCUGUUUCCUGGGAUUUUGUAUAUCAAUCGCGUGGAUUUCUACCGUCGCUGGUGAAGUUGUCGGAGUACUCAAAGCAUUCGGAGUAAUCUUGGAUAUAUCCGAAGCCAUACUGGGCCUCACCGUCUUUGCGGUGGGUAACUCAGUAGGAGACCUAGUCGCAGAUGUCACCGUCGCCCGACUAGGAUAUCCAGUGAUGGCAUUAUCUGCCUGUUUCGGCGGUCCUUUGUUGAACAUAUUACUCGGCAUCGGUCUAGGCGGCGCAUACCAGACCAUAAACGCAGCGAACAAGCAUAAAGCCAAACACCCCGACAAGCCGAUACAGUAUAAACCAUACCACAUACAAGUCAGCGGGACAUUGAUGAUAUCAGCGAUAACCCUGCUCAUCACAUUAUUCGCUCUACUUACCGUCGUGCCCAUGAAUAAAUGGAUCAUGAGUAGGAAGAUCGGCUGGGGCUUAAUCUGCCUCUGGUCUGUUAGCACGGUGUUGAAUUUGGCUGUAGAAAUAACGGGACUGUGGCAAGAUGUCGCUUAUUGAGAAAGGUCUCUAGUAUAUGGAAAUGAGAUUAUGAAAGUAGGGUUUAAUUGGUGGUAUGACUGAUAGAAAAUUGUUAUGAAUGUGUAUCUUUCACGAGGUAGUAUAGUAGUAUAUAGAAUUAGUGUAACAACAUCUUGCUCGAAGAGAAAUUCGUUAAACUUCCUAUUCCCUGCUACUUGAUCUCCUUAGAUUUAUUCAACGAACGUGAUAGUCGCAGGUGGAUCUUCCUUGACAAUAUACUUGAAGUCGCGAAGGUUAUUGCUAUAGAUAUAACCUUCCUUAUACCGUUCCGCAACGAACGCUGGGUCGUCGUCUCUAAGUCCCCACAUCCCAUCCUCAUCGGACUUAAUCCCUUCGAAGAACAUCUUGCCCUCGGCCUCGUCUUCAAACGUCCACCAGUGAACGCCCAACCACUUCUCCGUAAACUCUAUGCGAUAUUCGAAGUCGGGCGAAACGUCGGAAGG
Messenger RNA from Hypoxylon trugodes, 3502 nucleotides. RefSeq lists its product as uncharacterized. Gene Ontology annotation, cellular component: membrane. Gene Ontology annotation, biological process: intracellular calcium ion homeostasis; transmembrane transport; monoatomic cation transport. The record is from RefSeq and is a predicted model, not a curated record. Gene Ontology annotation, molecular function: monoatomic cation transmembrane transporter activity. Lineage: Eukaryota; Fungi; Ascomycota; Sordariomycetes; Xylariales; Hypoxylaceae. The transcript has 2 exons. Bases 111 to 3038 code for a protein of 975 amino acids.